This is a messenger RNA of Mauremys mutica (yellowpond turtle), 1693 nucleotides long. RefSeq names its product apolipoprotein B receptor-like. Gene Ontology annotation, biological process: lipid transport. Bases 57 to 1166 code for a protein of 369 amino acids. Lineage: Eukaryota; Metazoa; Chordata; Testudines; Geoemydidae. Gene Ontology annotation, molecular function: lipoprotein particle receptor activity. The record is from RefSeq and is a predicted model, not a curated record. The transcript has 8 exons.
GCAGGGGAAGCAGCAGCCACCCCCCAGCUCCCUGCGCCUGCCAAGCGCUGGGCCCCAUGGAGCUGCUCCAGCGACACCUGCCCGGGCUGCACCGCGUCCUGCGGGGGGCACUGGAUUACGUCUCCAGCUUCUCCACCUACCUCUUGGGGGAGCAGGCGCACCCGGGCGCAGAGGAUCAUGGGACAAGCGGGGAGACUGACUCCUCCGACCCCCCCAAGGGGGUGUCAGCAGGCGGCUAUGGGGAAGGAGACCCAGAGCAUUAUGGGGAGGAGGCGCCGGGGGGGCAGCAUGAGGCCGCUGGACACCCGGCCCUGCAGGUGCCCCCAGAUACCCAAGACCCCACCCCCCAGGGGGGCCGCACGGUGCUGAGGGGGUCCGGAGCCCGCAUGGGGUCUGUGUCAGACCAGGACACCCCCCACCCCCUCUGGGCAUGGCCGGGGGCUGUGAGCCUGGAGCCUGGAUGUGGGGAGCUGACAGCCCCAGGGGGCCGGGCACCACCCCCCAGCCCCUCCCUCAGCCGGGAGCCCGGCCCCCCAGCUCUGCCCCCGGCCAGAGGGGGGCGCAGCCUGCAGACCCAGCGGGAGCAGGAAGAGGAGAGGCCAGAGGGGAGGCCCCGGGAGGGGGAGCCUGGGGGACACAGGACCAGGGUAGGGGCCCACGGGGAGGAGGAGGGGGACCCCGAGGGGGGUGUCAGCCCACCAGGGGCCCCCACGGAGCAAGUGGGGGGUGGGGGGAGCAGCAUCUGGCUGGGGACCCAGAGGGAGGGGGAAGCAGUGGCGGAGGGGAGCUGGCCCCAGGGAGGGGCCCCGGGCCACCCCCCCCUCUGCCUCGUCCCCCAGCUCGAGCUCCCAGAUGGCGCCCAGCCCCCCCUGCCGGAGCCCGGAGUGGUCGCCCCCCUGGACGUGAGUGCGCAGAGGAGCCGGGUGCUGCUGCGGAGGAAGGGGUCGGUGCGCCGGGCGCCCAGCCUGCGGGCCCAGAGACCCCCCGGGGGGGCCCCGCCCGAGACCCUGCCCCAGCCCCCUCCCCGGGGCCCCCCGGGGGGCUUCCUGCCCCCCCAGCCACAGGCACCCAGGAGGCAGCUCCCAGGGCAUGCUGGCUUCGGCCUCGCCCACCCCAACAUGAUGGCAGAGCUGAAGUUUCGUCUGCGCAGACCCCCGCCCCAGUGACGCUGCCCCACCCCCACGCGCUGGGGACCCUGGGGGGCGGGGGCUUGUGCCACUUCCUGGCCGGGCAGCCCCCCCUCCCCCUGCUGCCUGGGAUCGGACCCAGGCGUCCUGGUGUGUCUGGGGACCAUGGAAUAAAGAAAAGACGUGUGAAAGGAGUGUGGGGCGUGGAACCGGGGGGGCGACAGGGGGGCAGGACGUGGCAGGUACUGUAGGACCUACCAAAAUCAUAGAGGCUGAAGGGUGGGGAAGGUUCCAGGAAAGAAGAUGCACCUGACAGCCCAUGAGUUCCUGUAGGACCUACCAAAAUAGCACCUUGUGGGUUCUGUUUACUUCGCGUAUCAGUCAGCACGAGGUUCCCAGAAACCCCCAGGGCGAAGGGGAAUGAGGAGGGGCUGAGUCAUCCAGAAACAGGGAACGGAAAAGAGAAACCAGGCGAGAGAACCCAGGCGUCCGGGCUCCUGCCCUCCCCGAGCUGGGAGAGAACCCAGGCAUCCGGGCUGUGGGAAAACAACGAGACCCUUCACAUU